UGAAGUUAAAUUCUUCAUUACUUUGUACCAUCAUGGCAGAAAAUUCCACAACUAAUUACAAGAAAACUGUGGGAAUCAAUUCCCUGUAUAAAAAUCCAGAAGCUUACAACCAAGCUGUUCUCUUGAUGAAGGUUGGUAAGUUGCAAAACAAAUCAUUGGAUAUUCAUAUUAUAUACUUAUUGCAUUAUUUUCAGCUACAAAUAUGUACAAUCUGUGUAUGUGAAGAUCGUAAUUACCAUUUAUCAUUGUUAUUUCAGGAUGCUUGAAAUACCAUAUCCAUGUAGGAUUACCAAAUAUGAAGUAUUACAGGGAGUAAACACAGUUGUAGCAUGAAUUUAAAUCAGAAAAACUUCAUGACAUAGAAUUCCACAAUUAAUUACAAAUGGAAAAAUACAAGAAAAUUCUGACUCAUCCAGGGAAUCACUUUCCUAUUAAACAAAUUUCAAACACUUCAAAGGUC
Molecule: messenger RNA, 460 nt
Organism: Acanthoscelides obtectus
Lineage: Eukaryota; Metazoa; Arthropoda; Insecta; Coleoptera; Chrysomelidae
Source: the annotation of a GenBank genome assembly